Molecule: messenger RNA, 1193 nt
Organism: Nicrophorus vespilloides
Lineage: Eukaryota; Metazoa; Arthropoda; Insecta; Coleoptera; Silphidae
Product: GPN-loop GTPase 3
Exons: 3
Coding region: 140-952 (270 amino acids)
Molecular function (GO): GTPase activity
Source: RefSeq, a predicted model, not a curated record
CUUACAUCAAAAUUGGUAAGCAUGUUAAUGUUUAGUUCAUUUGAUUUGUUGUCAAAAUAAAUGCGUGUUCGUGAGUGCUAAUCUCGUUACAGCCUUUUUUGGUUACAUUGAAUAUCAACUGUAACUUGUUGCAACAAACAUGAGAUACGCGCAAUUAGUAAUAGGGCCUGCAGGAAGUGGGAAGAGUACCUACUGCAGUGCAAUGGUGCAACAUGGAAUUGAUGCGAAGAGAACAAUUGAGGUGGUGAACUUGGAUCCAGCUGCAGAGUACUUUGAUUAUCAACCAGUGGUUGACAUCAGGGAACUGAUCCAUGUGCAGGAUACAAUGGAAGAUAAGGAUUUACAUUUUGGUCCCAAUGGAGGGUUGGUGUUCUGCGUAGAAUAUCUGGUGCAAAAUGCAGAGUGGUUGCAGGAAAAACUAGGGGACCAGGAGGAUGAUUACAUAUUGUUUGAUUGUCCAGGUCAGAUUGAACUUUACACCCAUUUAACAGCCAUGAAGAAGCUGGUGCAAAUGCUUCAGGACUGGAAUUUCAACAUGUGUUCCGUAUACCUGGUGGACGUGCAAUUCAUGACGGAUGGAGCGAAAUUCAUUUCGGCGACAAUGUCUGCAUUGAGCGUGAUGGUGAAUCUCGAAUUGCCGCAUCUGAACAUCCUGUCUAAAGUGGAUUUGCUCGGCAAAGGCGCAAGAAAGCAGAUCGAGAAGUACUUGGAACCGGAUGCUGGUGCCAUCUUGGGGGACAUACAAAGCACCAGCUUCAACGCCAAGCACCAGAAGCUGACAGAAUCGAUAGGCCGGUUAAUUGAAGAUUACUCGCUGGUUCGCUUUCUGCCGCUAAAUUUGAAAGAUCAGGAAAAUGUCGCGAAUAUCCUAUUAACCAUAGAUAAUGUUCUUCAAUUCGGAGAAGACCAGGAUGUGAAAAUGAAAGACUUUGAGGACGAGGAAGAACAAUGAGAUUUAUUUCUAAAUCAGCGUGUCAGCAUUGUGCAUCAUCAGCUGUGAUGGCGUGCUCGUAUUUAAUAUGGCGGAUCUAAGUGGGCCACCCGUCGUUUCGCGCGCGCAUAACAAGAAGUUAAUAAAUUAUUGAUUUGUUCGUGAUUAUUUUAUUUUCCGUUUGAAUAAGUUAGAUGUGUGUAGUUUGAAUCGAUAUAAGGUAAAGCAAAGCAACAAAAUAAAAUCGAACAACAAUAACAAA